AUGGAGGAGAGAGAAACGACGAAGCAGAAGAUGGAGACGAAGAAGCAGAAGCGGGCGCGCUCGGGGUUCUGGACAUGGGUCAUCGCGUCGGUCGCGUUCCGGCUCGCCCUCGUCUACCUCCUCAGGAACCUCCGCCUGUCCACCAGCCCCGAGGUCGCCACCCUCUCACCAGCAUUCGCUGCCUUUCUGGUUGAAGCAGUCGGUGAUGUCUCCCUACGCAGGUUCCAUGUGUCACAGUUCUCCUUUGCUGUUGCUCGUUCUCGGACUUCUCGCUGUCAAAAGGAUCCUUUUAUCUUCCCUCCAUACCACAAAGCAGCAAGGGAGCCUUUUGACUACUAUAUGUUUGGUCAAAAUUACAUCCAUCCUCUGGUUGAUUUCAGAAACUCAUAUGUUGGAAACAUUCCUGUUUUUGAUGAAAUCCGUGAGAAACUUCAGGAGGUGAAUAGUUCUUUUGUUACCCUUCUCCUUUAGAUGGA
This is a messenger RNA of Eucalyptus grandis, 476 nucleotides long. RefSeq lists its product as uncharacterized. The coding region runs from base 1 to 471 and encodes 156 amino acids. The transcript has 5 exons. Gene Ontology annotation, biological process: glycerophospholipid metabolic process. Gene Ontology annotation, molecular function: glycerol-3-phosphate O-acyltransferase activity. The record is from RefSeq and is a predicted model, not a curated record. NCBI's taxonomy places the organism in Eukaryota, Viridiplantae, Streptophyta, Magnoliopsida, Myrtales, Myrtaceae.